This is a messenger RNA of Rotaria socialis, 4218 nucleotides long. NCBI's taxonomy places the organism in Eukaryota, Metazoa, Rotifera, Eurotatoria, Philodinida, Philodinidae. The record is from the annotation of a GenBank genome assembly.
AUGAUAACGGAUGUAAAAAGUUCUAAUGUUAGUCGACAAGAAUUCAUUGAUCUACUUUGUCGAAUAACAAAAUCCGAUGAAGAAAUGAUAACGAAUGUCACUACCGAUAGUAGGAAUGAACCAGAUGUAACAAUUAUUGAUGAAACACCACCAGCCAUUGAAGAUGGUGAAAUAAUUACACUCGAUGAUGAUGAUGAUGACGAUGGUGAAAUUACUAAUAAAAAAGAAAUUGAAGAUGGAGAAAUAACAGAAUCACAAGGAUCAGAUAAUGACGAUGUUGAAGAAUUAAAUUUACGUUUACAUGCUUUACGAUCAUUAGCUGGUGCGCAAAAACAAAAAACUAAAAAAUUUAAAUCGAAACGAAAACGAACGAAUGAGAGUAGUCGUUAUAUAAAAGAUGAUAUCGAUCUUCGUUCACCAAUGAAAAAUCGAUUAUCAUCACGAUAUGGAAAUCAAUCGUCAAAUAACGAUGAUCGUGAAUAUUUACUCGAUAAAGAUUAUCGCCAAAAAAGUGUUUUUGAUAUGCUUCUUUCUCUUAUCUCGCCUGAUACUAACAAUUAUAGUUCAACUGCAAAUAUAAGCAGUAAAAAGCUCGUCGAUAACUACGAUAUUCAACAAAUGGAUAUUGUUGAUGAUUAUCCAAUUUCAGCGCCACCACUUCCACCUCUCCCGCCACCGCCACCGCCACCCCCAUUGCCUCCGAAUCAUCUACCAUUUUUCGAUCCAUUACCACCACUUCCACCUCCACCACCGCCUUUAUUCAAUAUUUUUACUGCUAAUCAACAAUUUUCAUCGACAAAUUGGCCACGACCAAACUUCGUACAACAAACACCAAUUCAAAAUGAUCCAUGGCAACCAUCAUUUAGUCAUACAACCGAUGUUGACCUUCGUCAUCAAACAAUAAAUACUAACAAUCAUCAUCAAACCAUAAAUACUAACAAUCAUCAUCAUUCAAUACCUCAAAUCAAUGAGUCAUUAUCACACAACAAAUUACAACAACAACGGCGAAGACGUACAAAAAAGCCUUCUAAAAGACAUCAUCAUGAACGCGAACAUCCAUCACCUAUUGUUACUGUAAAACUUGAUAGUCCAGAAGAACAAUCAUCACCGUUAGCUAAAACUAAUGAUGAUGAUGAAGAAGAAGAGCGUUUAUUACGUGAAGAACUUUUGCGUACAUUAUCAAGUAAACGUAAAGUUAAAGUAAUUGAAAAACCCAAUGUUGAACCAGAACGCAUUGUUACAAUAGAACGAGCAAAUUCUCCGCCAACAAUUAUUCAAAUAAAUGCACAUCCCACCCCUCCUAUUGUCAUAAAUAAACCGAUUGAAACAGUGCCUAAAACACAAUAUAGUAUUAAUCAACGGUAUAAACGUGUUAAAGCGAACGUAUCGUCGACAAAUUUAACAAAUAAAAUUGAAACAUCAACUACUAUUGUUCGAAAUACACAACCUAUUAUUCAAACACGAAAUAAAAUUGUUCGUGUGCCUGAUACUGAUAUUGAGAUUCCGCAAUCAAAUUCAAUUAUAAUUAAAUUCGAUGAUCAAACAACAGACGAAGAACAAGAACAACCGAUAGUUGGAAAAUCGAAUGGAUCAUCGUACAUUAUCAAUGAUGAAGAACGACAAGCUAUUAAACGAUUACCGCAACAACAAGAAGAAGUUAUUCGCCGAAUGAAUACGACCGAUUCAACGGCUAAAACAAUAGUACAAAAAACACAAACACCGCCGCCGCCGCAGUCACGAAAUGAUAUCAUACAAGAAGCAAUACCAUCAACGGAUGAAUUAAGUGCCUUAUUAGAAAAACGGCGAAUGUUAAUUAUUGGACGAGCUAAAUAUGGUGAAAUUCAAGAAAAAAUGAAAAAGAAAAAUUUAGAAAAUGGACUUUUAGCACGUGAUAUUGAAAGACUUGAAGAGCAAUUAUUAAACAAGAAAACUCAAGUCACAAAUAACAAUGCACUCUUACAAUAUUGGCAAAGAGAGGCAAUGUCUAUUGCACAAAAUAUUAAACAACAAGAAGAUUUAAUUCUUCAAUCAGCUGUUUUUAAAUCUGUUAAACCGGCCACAUCAUCUGUUCCCAAACCACGUCUAGCAACCGAAUUCGAUCAUGCUAGUAUUUCAAAAGUAUUCGAAGAAAACAGUGCACAGAUGCUCUUAUCAAUACUUAUUUGUCCAUUGAGUUUGUAUCGAAAACUACGGCCCUAUCAUACUUGGUUAAAUAUCAUAUCGAAAAAAAUUCCAACGUCAUCCGUUGAAGAUAGUUCAUGCCCAUUGUUUCGAACACGCUCAUUUUCUACUCAAAAUGAUGAACAGUAUUGGAAAACAUGUUUACAAGCAUAUUUUAUUGAUAUUAAUCAAGUUUUUUGUCCAUACGAACUUCAGGGUUCGUGCAAAGCUCAACAUUGUAUUUACCAACAUCAACAUCAAAUUUCUAAUCGUAUUGAUCAAUUUGUUUCUUCGAAAAAUUUCAAUGAAAAAAAUAAACAAAAAAUUCUAAAUCAAAUUGAGAGUGUAUGUACAUUGCAAGCAUUUGAUAUCGAUUUAUCUAUAUUUCAAAAAAGAAUUAGCGAAAAACAGUAUCAACGAUGUCGAAUGAAGCUCGAUCGAUAUCUUUCAAUUUAUCAUGAAGAUUUUCGAUAUUUUCGAGAUAAAUCAACUAUUGGUAGUCAUUCACUUAUCCAUCCAAUACUCGUCAGUGUAUCAAAUCAGCUUGAUGCAGACGAAUUUUCACCUGAACAAGCUGUUGCUGAUCUGGUGGAAGGACUUGAAUUGGAAAGAACGAAUGCACAACUAUGGUGUCUCUAUCUGGAAUUCUCUAGUUGGCACAUGUCGCAAGAUGAAUUACAACUUUUAUGUUCUGCUGCGCUUAAAAAUGCUCAAAGUUAUGAUCUAUUUUGGACAAUUUUUUAUCUAUGUACAAAUAAUAUAGAAGAAUUGAUAUCCAUCUAUUAUACAUUUAUACAAUCAAAUGAAUUUGAUUUUCAUAAUCGUUCCUAUGCAAUAUGUGAGCUCGCAAUGUUUCACGCCAAUCUUUCAUUAAAUUGUGAUCAAGCAUACAAUAAAAUUAAAAAUUACGUAUCGAACUCUUCGCUAGAAAAUGAACAUCGAAUAUAUCUUGCUGUAGUUUUAUUAUACAUGUUUGUGUUUGGUUCAUUUCCUAGAACACUCUAUCAACAGAUGGAUGAAAGUCGCUUUGAUAAACAAAUAUAUCUCGAACCAUUUAUUUGUCCUUGGCAUGCUCUAGCGAAAUAUUCACAUAAUCAAAAUGAAAUAGACAAAUUUUUUGAUGAUUUUAUCAAUGCAACGGAAUUAUCCGAAAGUGAUUUUGCUUUGUAUAUUAAUAAAAUUCACUAUUUAAAUGCUACGAAAAGAUUUGAUCAGUCAAAAGUUUAUAUCGAAUCAUUAAUUGAAGUAUUUCCAUGUUCCAUUGAACUUUGGAUCGAACUUUUAUUGAAUCCAGAAAUAUUGAAAAAUGUUCCUGAAACUCUUGAGCGAGCUAGAAAAACAACAGGAAUUUAUUUUGAAUUUAUUUAUUCACUGUCUUCAUCUAUAAAUAUUCAAUCGAUGUUAAACAAUGAAUCGAUACAAGCGAAAACAUAUCGUGAAAAAUUCUUUUCAGAUCUUUGUCAUUUGUCGUUGGCUUCGGAUCAUGAGUUAAAACAAAAGAAAAUCGAACAUAAUCUUCUACGAUACACUGGAGAAUUACGUGAUAUAACUAUACUUGAUCUAAUUUUUCAUUUUUCGAAUUUUUCUAUCGACGAACAAAGAAAAAUCAUUCUACAAGUGUUAAAUUAUCUCACCACACAUGAUGAUCAUCAACGAAUAUUAAUUCUCUAUUCGUUCUUUCGAAUGAUUCAAAUCGGUCGCGUUUUUGAUAUUGUUAUCGAUUGUUUUCUUUCGAUAAAUAACGAUCAAUUCGAAUGGAUUAUUAAGCCAUUUACUUAUCGUUUAUUAGACGUUUCAAUAAAAAAAGAUCGAAAUACAUUAAUAUGGCCACGUUUUGAUGCAUUUGCAAAGCAAUUAAUACAUAGUACUCAUUGUCAUGAGAUCUAUGUCACUAUUCUACAACGGCUAAUUGCAUCGAUGGAAGACAAGAGUAAAAUUGCUCGUUUAUGUCGUCUAUUCGAAAAACAAUUUUCCAAUUGUGGUAUUAUCUCUCAACAACUUCGACAAAUCAUCUUCAAUUCCACUUCAAACGAUACAGGCGCUACGACUACUUCAUAA